Molecule: messenger RNA, 2323 nt
Organism: Xylaria bambusicola
Lineage: Eukaryota; Fungi; Ascomycota; Sordariomycetes; Xylariales; Xylariaceae
Product: heat shock 70 kDa protein
Exons: 2
Coding region: 146-2104 (652 amino acids)
Biological process (GO): protein refolding; vesicle-mediated transport; cellular response to unfolded protein
Cellular component (GO): cytoplasm; nucleus; plasma membrane
Molecular function (GO): ATP-dependent protein folding chaperone; misfolded protein binding; ATP hydrolysis activity
Source: RefSeq, a predicted model, not a curated record
CCUUUUUUCCACAUCAUCAAAACAACCAACAACUGCUCUGAGAUACCCCAAUUCCUCACUUAUAAACUCACGCAACGCUUUCCUACAUUGCAAUUGUUCUUCGCAUCUGUUUCUCCCAUCGCAAUACAUCACAAACUUGCCCACUAUGGUUGCUGCCGUAGGUAUUGACUUGGGCACGACCUACUCGUGCGUCGGUGUCUACCGAGACGACCGCAUCGAGAUCAUCGCCAACGACCAGGGUAACCGAACAACACCUUCAUUCGUUGCCUUCACAGAUACCGAGCGUCUCAUCGGAGAUGCCGCCAAGAACCAGGUCGCCAUGAACCCUGCGAACACAGUCUUCGAUGCCAAGCGUCUGAUUGGUCGCAAGUUCGCCGACCAGGAAGUCCAGGCCGAUAUGAAGCACUUCCCCUUCAAGAUCAUCGACAAGGGUGGAAAGCCUAUCGUCGAGGUCGAAUACAAGGGCGAGACCAAGACAUUCACACCCGAGGAGAUCUCCUCCAUGGUCCUCACCAAGAUGCGUGAGACCGCCGAGGCUUACCUUGGUGGCACCGUCAACAACGCUGUCAUCACCGUCCCCGCCUACUUCAACGACGCCCAGCGUCAAGCUACCAAGGACGCCGGUCUCAUUGCCGGCCUCAACGUCCUCCGAAUCAUUAACGAGCCCACAGCCGCCGCCAUCGCUUACGGUCUUGACAAGAAGGUCGAGGGCGAGCGCAACGUUCUGAUCUUCGACCUCGGUGGUGGUACCUUCGAUGUUUCUCUCCUUACCAUCGAGGAGGGUAUCUUCGAGGUCAAGUCUACUGCCGGUGACACUCACUUGGGUGGUGAGGACUUCGACAACCGCCUCGUAAACCACUUUGUUACUGAGUUCAAAAGAAAGCAUAAGAAGGAUCUCUCCUCCAACGCUCGUGCUCUCCGACGUCUGCGCACUGCUUGCGAGCGCGCCAAGCGUACUCUGUCUUCGUCUGCCCAGACUUCCAUUGAGAUUGAUUCGCUCUACGAGGGUAUUGACUUCUACACGUCUAUUACACGUGCUCGAUUCGAGGAGCUCUGCCAGGACCUCUUCCGAUCCACCAUCCAGCCCGUUGACCGUGUCUUGGCCGACGCCAAGAUCGACAAGUCUCAGGUCCACGAGAUCGUCCUCGUUGGUGGCUCCACUCGUAUUCCCCGAGUCCAGAAGCUCAUCACCGACUACUUCAAUGGUAAGGAGCCCAACAAGUCCAUCAACCCCGAUGAGGCCGUUGCCUACGGUGCUGCCGUCCAGGCCGCUAUCCUGUCUGGUGACACCAGCUCCAAGUCUACCAACGAGAUCUUGCUUCUCGAUGUUGCUGCCCUGUCUCUCGGUAUCGAGACUGCUGGUGGUAUGAUGACCAAGCUCAUUCCUCGCAACACCACCAUCCCCACCAAGAAGUCCGAGGUCUUCUCCACCUUCUCCGACAACCAGCCUGGUGUGCUUAUCCAGGUCUACGAGGGUGAGCGUCAACGCACUAAGGACAACAACCUUCUCGGCAAGUUCGAGCUUACUGGCAUCCCUCCUGCCCCUCGUGGUGUUCCUCAGAUUGAGGUCACUUUCGAUCUCGAUGCCAACGGAAUUAUGAACGUCUCCGCCGUCGAGAAGGGUACCGGCAAGUCCAACAAGAUCACCAUUACCAACGACAAGGGCCGCUUGUCUAAGGAGGAGAUCGAGCGCAUGUUGGCUGAAGCUGAGAAGUACAAGGAGGAAGAUGAGGCUGAGGGUCGCCGUAUCAGUGCCAAGAACGGCCUUGAGUCUUACGCCUACUCUCUUCGCAACACCCUCGGCGACUCCAAGGUUGACGAGAAACUCGAUGCUGCCGACAAGGAGAAGCUCAAGACCGAGAUCGACACCGUCGUCUCAUGGUUGGACGAGAACCAGCAAGCCACUCGCGAAGAAUACGAGGAAAGACAAAAAGAUCUUGAACAGGUCGCCAACCCUAUCAUGAUGAAGUUCUACGGUGGUGCUGGCGGUGCCGGUGGUAUGCCUGGUGGUAUGCCCGGUGGAGGUCCCGGCGGCUUCCCUGGCGCUGGUGGGGCACCCGGCUCUGGUGGUGAUGACGGCCCCACUGUUGAGGAGGUUGACUAAAUUCGUUCACACUCUUCCGAUUACAUGAUUUGAUUUUUCUACGGCGUUAUUUGGUGUCUACGGCAUCAUGAAUGGCGGAAUGGGUAAUGCGGUUCUUCUAUCUAGAUUUUCCUGCGGUAAUGAUACAGGACGAAAAGUUGUGAUUUCACGACUCUCCAUGGAUGUACCUUAGUAUCGAUUCAUCCCUGAUGAAGUAAAUGAAGAAAUAAUUUCAUAUAA